GGGGGGGAUUUGGGCAUAUGCUUUGUCCUCGCCCCGCAGUACGGCACGCAAACUGGAGCACGGACACGGGCUCCUCGCACAGGAGAAGGGGGACAAAACCUGCAUGGCUUGAUAGUCGAGCGGGCGUGCUUUUGUAAUAAAAAGAGGAAAAGGAGGAGAAAGGGGGGGUGCUGCUCCCGAAAUCAGACGACAACCGACACCAGAGAGGACGGAACGGCGCGGCGCGACCGAAGGUUCUAGAGGUUCUCCUGUUCCAGAGGCAAAAUGAGCUGGAGCUUCCUCACACGUCUGCUGGAUGAAAUUUCCAAUCACUCCACCUUCGUGGGGAAAAUCUGGCUCACCCUCCUCAUCGUCUUUCGCAUCGUACUGACGGCAGUCGGGGGCGAGUCGAUCUACUAUGAUGAACAGAGUAAAUUUGUGUGCAACACACAGCAACCCGGUUGUGAGAACGUGUGCUACGACGCGUUCGCGCCGCUGUCGCACAUUCGCUUCUGGGUCUUUCAGGUGAUCAUGAUCACCACCCCCACCAUCUUGUACCUCGGCUUCGCCAUGCACAAGAUCGCCCGCAUGGAGGACGAGGACUACCGGCCGCGGAGCAGGAAGAGGAUGCCCAUAGUGAGCCGUGGUGCCAACCGGGACUACGAGGAGGCGGAGGAUAAUGGGGAGGAGGACCCCAUGAUCCUGGAGGAGAUUGAGCCAGAUAAGGAAAAGGAAGUCGUGGAGAAGCCCAGCAAAAAGCACGACGGACGCCGUCGCAUCAAGAGAGAUGGCCUAAUGAAGGUCUAUGUGUUCCAGCUGCUAUCACGGGCCAUCUUCGAGGUCUCAUUCCUGUUUGGACAGUACAUCCUUUAUGGGCUAGAGGUGGCGCCGUCCUACGUUUGCACACGCUCUCCCUGCCCGCACACAGUCGAUUGCUUCGUCUCGCGUCCCACAGAGAAGACCAUCUUCCUGCUCAUCAUGUAUGCCGUCAGCGCCUUGUGUCUACUCUUCACCAUGCUAGAGAUGCUCCACCUCGGCAUCAGCGGUGUUCGCGACUGCUUUUGUGCACCGCGGCCUCGGCCCCCCACCCCCCGUCCCCAGGAACUGGCCAGCCAGAGGUCCUCCAUCUGCCGCCAGCCCUCGGCGCCUCCAGGCUACCACACAACUGUGAAAAAGGACCCAACGGGUAAAAUGGGCUUUAGGGAUAACCUGGGAGACUCUGGCCGCGAGUCGUUUGGGGACGAGGCGUCGUCGCGGGAGCUGGAGAGGCUGCGCAGACACCUGAAGCUGGCCCAGCAGCAUCUGGACUUGGCUUACCAGAAUGAGGAAAACAGCCCGUCACGCAGCAGCAGCCCAGAGUCCAACGGCACUGCAGUGGAGCAGAACAGACUAAACUUUGCCCAGGAGAAGCAGAGCAGCACAUGUGAGAAAGGACUCCGUGCAUAGGUCGUCAUCAGCGGAACACUUCACAUCACGAGCAGUGAGCGCACAUAAGGGAAUCAAACGAGGCAUGUGUGGGAUGUCAAUUUGCUUGAAGUGGAUGAAGUCAGCUCAAGCCUUCCAGUGUUAGGGGCCCUCCGCGGCCGAGCAUUGAGUCAAACGAGGAGGAAAAUGGUCGUCUCAACCCAGCAAUACUUGAGUCACCAGCCUGUCUGAAGAUCCAAAGUGCUUACAAACUACCGUUGUGCAACAAGAAUGGUUAAGGUUAACUUCUCCCUCAGGGCAGCUAUUCCUUUUUUUCAUUAUUCUUUUUAUUUUAAGACGUAGAGCUAUUAGUCCUUGUUUCUUCUUUUAAAGAGUUUGAUCUCUGUGGGAAGUUCACAGUGAGUACAUCUCAAGUUUGCCUUAGACCAAAACUGGAACGCCGCAUGACAUUUUGUAUGGCCAAGCCAGUUGUAGUGCAAAACAUGUUUAAACCUUAAGAGUUGAAUUUUGUAUUGUGUGAGGAGCUGAAUCAGUGAGUGCUUGUAAAUGCAAAAAAAAAAAAAAAAAAAAAGGUUUACGUACAGGGCACCGCUCAUCAAAGAAAGGUACUGGAUGUUUGACAUGCUGACGGAGACUUUCAUACAAAGGUUUCUUUGAAGUGUCAUUUUUUUUCCUCUUCCACAAUGUUGGUACUGCACCAGUCAACAUUUCCAAGUCUGGUGCAUGGUAUAAUAACUGGAACACACUUGGGGGUGCCUUUGUCCAAAGGAAUAAAAAACCUGGGUAAUGCUUGAAAACAUGUAACUCUUGAUAUUGUAUUGUUUUAAACGUAUUUGAUACUGUUCUUUAUUUUUGUAAUAGUUAGAGUAUUGUGGUAUUGAAAAUAGGCCUGCGUCACUGUGGCCAACAUUUUAUUUUUCUCUCUUUUUGUUUUGUUUUUUUAGUCUAAGAAUGACAUUCACAACUGUCUUAGCUCCUCAAAGUGUUAUUCAAUCGAUGGACUAGUGCACUCUUCAAAUGGUUCGGGAAUAUUCAGUUCUACUGCAACAGUUUUUCUCUUUUUAGUAAGAGGAUCUUUAAAAAAAAUCUCAAUUCAUUUAUUUUAAUAGGUGCACAUCAUCAUUGACCAGCAAAUGUUUCCUUUUUCAGUUACGGACCCAAAUUUCAUUAUAUCGUUUAAAUAAGGGAUAAUACUGUGUUUCAUGUUCUUUGUCUGAAAGUGCUGAUUUUGGGGUUAGUGUUAUGACAUUUCCAGAGUCUCGAUAAGGGUAGUAAAUGAUGUAAUCAUUUAAAUGUGAAUCCAAUUGCCUGAACGCUCUAAUAAGAUGCCAUCUUUUGUAUUCUGACUCAUACCCACAGUGCCAUUAGUGCCAACUCCAAUAUGGUCAUCUCAAGUUAUUGUUGAGCUAUGCUUUUUGUACUUUUUGUACUUUUGUAUUGAUAGUACUUUUAUGGUUAGUCCUUUUAUAUUAAAUUUUUUCACCGAA
Scophthalmus maximus (turbot) is the source of this 2891-nucleotide messenger RNA. It is a transcript of the gene gjc4b, whose product is annotated as gap junction protein gamma 4b. Gene Ontology annotation, cellular component: connexin complex. Gene Ontology annotation, biological process: cell communication. The record is from RefSeq and is a predicted model, not a curated record. The transcript is spliced from 3 exons. Bases 265 to 1425 code for a protein of 386 amino acids. NCBI's taxonomy places the organism in Eukaryota, Metazoa, Chordata, Actinopteri, Pleuronectiformes, Scophthalmidae.